This is a messenger RNA of Didymella exigua CBS 183.55, 3189 nucleotides long. Its product is annotated as white collar-1 transcript variant 2. NCBI's taxonomy places the organism in Eukaryota, Fungi, Ascomycota, Dothideomycetes, Pleosporales, Didymellaceae. Gene Ontology annotation, biological process: regulation of DNA-templated transcription. The transcript is spliced from 4 exons. Gene Ontology annotation, cellular component: nucleus. Gene Ontology annotation, molecular function: sequence-specific DNA binding; zinc ion binding; protein binding. The record is from RefSeq and is a predicted model, not a curated record. Bases 1 to 3189 code for a protein of 1062 amino acids.
AUGAACGGCUACCCCUACUCGUCCCAGCCCUACGCGGAUGGGACGAGCAACGGCGGCGGCCUGAUGGAUCUCGGCGGCGGCGACAUGAGUGCCUACGGCCCUGGCAGCAUCGAGGGGCAGUCGCUCGAUGACAUCGUCUCGCAGAACGACAGCGUGAACCGCCGACGGAGCAUGCCCGUGUACGCGCGACAGCCCCAGCAACCGCACCAGCAGCCGCACCAGCAGCCGAUCAUCCAGAUGACCAGCCCGACGCGCAGCCUGUCCAUAAUGAAUUUUGGCGAUCCAAACGGCGGCUCCCUGGACGACUUCGCCUUCGACAUGUCUGCGUCGGGCAUGGAGCAAAUGAUGCGCAGCAACACGUUCCCCAGACCCACCGCUGAUAUGCAGCCCGGCGCCGAUCUCGCCGUCAAGACCCAGUUCAGCAACGCCGCCUCGCCCUUCUCCACCAUGGCCGCGCCUGGCUCCAAUUACGCCUCGCCCAUCCACGCGUCCGCAGAUCUCGACAUGGGAAUGAGCCCCUACCCCAACGGUAUGAACAUGUCGCUGGACAUGGACGACUCGCUCAACAGCAUGAUGCAGUCAGACAUGAACAUGUUCGGCAACAACCACUUCAAUCCCCAGAUGAUGGACUCUCCUGUCAACAUAAACCCCACACCUAUCAACCCGGGUACUGAUUUCAUUGGACCCUUGCCUGCACCUCGGCGAGCGUCUAACAUGAACUGCGGCCACUUCAAGAGCCCUUCUAUGAGCAAUACGCCAGACGGCCGAUCUGGUCCAUCUCUUCCCAGCCGUCAGAAUAGCCAUGGCCAGCAAGACCAGAGCAGAUCUAGCAGGGAGCAAAGUCAGCACGGUCAACGUCCCGAUACCAGCAACGCAAAUAGCGCCACUCAACUGAGUCUGAGCUCGCUCGAAAAUCAGCGGCCAAUAGCACAGGACCCUACAGAAAACAUAUCCCACGACAAUCUGGAGCACAUCAAGAACAAGAAACUACCGUGGCAAGAGGGGCCCGGCGGAUUCCCGUCGUUAAUGCACCCCAAACCUCACACGGAGAUACAGUUCAAGAAUGCUUACUCCUCGUCUGGGUUCGACAUGCUUGGCGUUCUCAUGCGAGUAGCCACGAGACCGAACCCGCAAAUCGACAUUGGCUCCGUGGACUUGUCGUGUGCUUUUGUCGUGUGUGACGCUGACAUGGACGACAUUCCAAUCGUUUACUGCUCGGAGAACUUCGAACGUCUUACGGGUUACACAAGGCACAUGAUCCUUGGCAGGAAUUGUCGAUUUCUGCAGUCACCUGAUGGCAAAGUCGAGGCUGGCAUCAAGCGCAACUACGUCGACGACGAUUCGGUACUUUAUCUCAAGAACACUAUCAGCGCGGUGACCGAAGCACAGAUCAGUUUGAUCAACUACAGAAGAGGAGGGCAGCCGUUCAUGAACCUUCUCACCAUGAUCCCAAUAUCAUGGGAGCCCGGUGGAAAGGUCAAGUUCUUCGUUGGCUUCCAGGUCGAUCUCGUCGAGCAACCUGGUGCAAUGACGAACAAGAACUCAGAUGGAUCGUACAGAGUCAACUACCAACGUGGCAUGGGUAUGCCUAGCUAUGUCUUCAACGACGCUUCGAAACCCCAACCAGAACAGGGGCAGACCAUUUCCAAGGAUGAAGUGUCGAACGUAUUAGCAUCCUACAGUGGUUCAGGGGAUUCUGAAAUCACCCGACGCAUAUGGGACAAGGUCCUUCUUGAGAACACGGAUGAUGUCGUACACGUUUUAUCACUCAAAGGUCUGUUUAUGUACUUGUCACCAUCGAGCAACCGAAUCCUGGAGUACGACCCAAGUGAGCUCGUCGGAACCGCCCUUUCUUCUGUAUGCCAUCCUAGCGACAUCGUGCCGGUCACAAGAGAACUCAAGGAGACUACAAACGGCGGUUCCGUCAACGUAGUAUUCCGCAUCCGAAGAAAGAAAAGCGGAUACAUGUGGUUCGAGGGCCACGGCUCAUUGCACACCGAGCAGGGCAAGGGCCGCAAAUGUAUCAUCCUGGUUGGUCGCGAACGUCCAGUCUACACAUUGAGCAAGAGUAUCGUCCGCGAAUCUGGCGGCAUUGGUGACAACGAGCUGUGGACAAAGAUGUCAACCUCCGGAAUGUUCCUGUUCGUCUCAUCGAACGUGCGCCAAUUAUUGGACCGACAGCCAGAGGAACUUGUGGGGAUGAGCAUGCAGUCACUCAUGCGCCAGGAUUCUAAGAUGAACUUCGGUCGAAUACUGGAGCUCGUAAGAGGUGGAAGGAAAGGAGAGGUCAAGCAUGAGAUGAUCAACAAGAGGGGGCAGGUGCUGCAGGCUUUUACCACAAUGUACCCCGGAGAUGCUACGGAAGGUCACAAACCAACAUUUAUUGUUGGGCAGACUCGACUCUUGAAAUAUUCGAGGAACAGCAACGGUCAGCGACCUUCGAUCUACCAGACGAAGGAGCAGAAUUUGCAAAGCUCGGUACAGCCGCGGCUCAGCAGCGCCUCAUCUAUGCCUGGUUCCAUAUCUGGUGCCGGCUCCAUGGUCGCAUCACCGAACCCACACUUUAACACUACAGAGGCACACGGCACUACAUUUGCCGGUCACAAUGGGCUGACAAUCGGUCACCAGGAUCAGAGCUUGGCGUCAGACGACAAUGUAUUCGACGAGUUGAAGACCACACGAAGCACCAGCUGGCAAUAUGAACUUCGUCAAAUGGAGAAGCGCAACAGGUAUCUGGCUGAAGAGGUGCAGAGCCUGUUGGCAGCGAAGAAGAAGAGGAAGUGUAGAAAGGGUGCUGGACAAAUGCAGAAAGACUGUGCCAACUGCCACACGAGGACAACACCCGAGUGGCGGAGAGGACCAUCUGGUAACCGAGACUUGUGUAACUCAUGUGGACUGCGGUGGGCCAAGCAGCAAGGCCGUGUGUCACCCCGUACAUCCUCCGCGGCGAGUGACAAGAGCAAGAAGAGCAAUACUUCGCCCCGACACAUGCAGAACGUCCAGUCCAUCAUGCCUCACACCAUUCCCGAGACCGGUCAGCCGUUCUCUGUCAAAACGACACUCACACCAUCCUCGAAGCGCACGCCUGGAAACGCGGAGAUCGACGAUCACCAUGCUGCCAAGCAUGCGCGUGCUGAGGUCGCGGUUUCACAGGGUUUCGUCCCACCACCGAAGAUUGACGAGGAGUAA